Coniophora puteana RWD-64-598 SS2 is the source of this 1899-nucleotide messenger RNA. RefSeq lists its product as uncharacterized. Gene Ontology annotation, cellular component: plasma membrane. The transcript has 3 exons. The record is from RefSeq and is a predicted model, not a curated record. Gene Ontology annotation, biological process: cell division. Bases 1 to 1809 code for a protein of 602 amino acids. Lineage: Eukaryota; Fungi; Basidiomycota; Agaricomycetes; Boletales; Coniophoraceae.
AUGUCCGUCGAAGCCUUCUCUCUCCUCACGCUGAACAACGUCGCCCUCGUAGGUCCCGAUGUCAACGAACAUGGCUUCCUCUCCCUCGAAUGCGUCACCGUGCCCAUGCCCCAGCCCCAGCCCCAUCCCUCUCCCCCAGGUUCAUGGUCCAGCAAUGAACCCAGCCGCGACGUCUUCCUCCUCCUGCGCGUAAACGCGUACGAGCUCCCCGUCGACCCGACCAAGCCCAUCUCCGUCAGCGUCUCCAGCGCCGGCGCGCGCGUCUACACCCUGCGCGACCCGGACGACCACUCGCUCGUGCUCACGCUCGCCGCGCCCCCGCCGGGCGACGCGGGUGCGCAUGUGCUGGAGGACAUGGACACGCUGCAUGGCAUUCUGGAGCAGUAUACGGAGGUGCGCGAGAUGGCGAACCCGGGGCCGCCGUUGCCGUCGCGCGAGAAGAUGGCGGCGCGUACGCAGUCGCAGUCGCAGGUACCCUCGGGAUCAGGAUCGCGAGCGGGGUCGGCGUUACCGAAGGAUGUGAAGAGCGACUCGAGUCCGUCGUACGCAAAGUACGAGAAUCCGCAUGAAGAACUGCGAGGCAGGCUUGUCUUUAUCAACGAGAACACUGGAGAAGUCGUGGGCGAGCUCGAGAACCACAAUAUCAGUGAAGAUGCCUCCGUCCGGGAGAAGGGACAGGAGAAUCAGCCAGUUGUGAUCGAGAUCCCUGAUUCGGAGAAGGCGCUGGAGGAGCUCGCCGAUGAGGAUCCGCACGCAUUGUUCGUGCGCGCUAUUCCUCCUGAAGAUCGUGACUGGAUUACGCGCAGCGCAGAGCUCGCGAGUCAUGUCAUUAAAGGAUCGACCAAUCUCUUGCUGACGACAAUGACUUGGGGCACGACGUAUUACAUCAACCACUCCGCUCCCAACCCCUACGCCUCAGGGCAAACCCCUACUACUUCUACUCCGGGCACCCCAGGCUCAAAACAGGCCCCACCCCUCCCCCCUCGAGCUCUGGUGUUCCUCACUUCGCAGAACACGCGCAAGAGCCUCGCGACCGUCCAUUCCGUCAGCGCCAAAGCCGCCACUGUGUCUAGCAAAACCAUGGUGUUGCUGGAUCGCAUGAUCAAACGCGGCGCAACCACGCUCUCAGGGCGAAGCUCUACCAGUACUGCUAACGCUGGAGUAGCAAGCGCAAACUUCGGCUACGCCGGUCCCGCAGUAGCUGCGGGCGGCACUCCUCCCGUCCCGGGUGCGUUCGCUGGCGGCGGAGCGACAUCGACCUGGCAGUCACCAUUCCGCUCGCAAACCGCUCCUGCAGGCGGCGGACUCAAACCUCCUCUCCCUGCGCGUGCACCGUCACCGUCACCUCCACCUCCUUACUCGGGAUCGGGUCCAACGGGUCCUGAAAAGCCGGCUCUUCCACCCCGCAAGGGAAUGGCAGACGUCUACGAUGUUCAGUCCCCUGUAACCACCAGCGCAGGGCCCAGCAGCUCCAGCGUAAGCCUCGAAGGUGCUGCGACCCCGGGGGAGCGACAGCCGCUCAAGAUGCGGCAUCGCCUGCUGAUUUCGGCGGACCUGCUCCUGUCGACGUUCGAUAGCUCGGUGAAGCAGUUCGUUAAUGUGGGGUCGGAUAAUCUCGGGCGGGCUGUUGCGCAUAAGUAUGGGGCGGAAGCGGCUGAGAGCGCGGGACUGCUCACGGGAACCGCGAAGAACGUGGUCGCUGUGUAUAUCGAUAUGCGUGGAGUCGGGCGACGGGCGAUCGUGAAGAGGGUUGGCAAGGAGGUGUUGAAGCAGCGGUUGAGGAAAGGCAAUAAUACCACUCGAGGCUGAGCGAAUGGAAUAAAGCUUGCUGGGGCUUCUCUCGCGUUGCUGUAAGAGCUGUGUAUUGACGCUUGGAUGGACGAUCCGCUGUAACAUUCA